CACGGAGCCAGGUGUAAGUCGGGAUCGCUAACAGACCGUAUCAGCCCAGACCUGUUUCCUUGAGGCAGUAGCGCGAAUCUUUCAGCCAACAUGGGGAGGUUGGUUGUGAUCUCCCUGUUGGUUAUGGCUGUUUUCCCCGCUGUGAAGGGGCAGAGCGCUAUGACCGCCGUGGUUGCGGCUAACACACUGAAGGCGGCUCUACCAACUCCCAACAGGGCUAUCGACAUCAUCUUUGCUCUCGACCGCUCUGGGAGUGUUGGUUCAUAUAACUACAACAGAAUCAUCGAGUUUGUGAAGGCCGUUCUGAGCCACUUCAGUGUUUCACCGUCAACUACCCGUGUAGCCGUCGUGUCGUUUGGAACGGACGCUAGAGUCGAGUUCGACCUUCUUCGAUCGACAUCAAAUGACAACAACAAGUGUGAACUAUUUCGCAACUACAUACCAAGAAUCAAGUACACCGGUGGAUGGACCAACACAAAAGGGGCUCUGGACAUCGCGUUAACGUUACUGAAGAAAUCGGGGGUCCGUUCGUAUUCAACCAAGGUGGUGUUCACGAUUACAGACGGUUACUGGAAUAGGGGUGGGGAUCCUUCCUCAGUGGUGCGGACGUUGCAGAGCAGGGGUGUGAUCAUGUACGCCUUCGGGAUAGGUGCCUGGGGAAUCAACAGUAACAGACUGAGCGCUCUGGGAAACAAGGACAGUCGUGGUCACAAGUACGUCUACUUGUGUCUGGAUUUCAACAUUCUGUCACAAGUGGCCAAGAGGCUGAGAGGAGACCUUCACACCACUGAUUACUUGCCAUCCUCUCGAUAUCGAUGUUCACCCGUCUGUAACCAGGCGACGCGGUCCUGCCAUUGCGACGUGUACGGCGGAAACUACGCCUGUGUGUGCCAGAAGGGAUAUGACUGUGGAAAUAAAGCCGGUGAUAAAAAAUGCCCGCUGAAUACAUACAAAGACACCGUUGGGACUGGACCAUGUAUUCAGUGCCCGGCAAACUCCGUGACGUCAGGAACAGGCGCCACCAGCAAGACUGAGUGCAAGUGUAAAACCGGCUACCAGCAAGUUGGGUCCCCCAUCCAGAGUUGUAAACGAAUUGCAUGUUACAAACCAUCUUACGAUACCACCGCUGUGAGAGCUGCAUCAUGUGGAACAUGGACAAACUGGGGCGACAGAUGUAGCUUGGAUUGCCAGUCAGGUUACGAGUUUUCCAGCGGGAAGAAAGUGUUGACGUGUGUCGGCUCUGGUACAUGGAAUGGAACACCUUUGUCCUGCAAAAAGGUCACGUGUCCGAUCUUGACCGCACCACAAGAUGGGAGCAUCAUCGGCACCUGUGGCAGAAGAUUUGGCGACACCUGCAGGUUCCAAUGUGACUACAGCUUCAAACUGUCCGGAUCAGCCACAACUACCUGCACAGCGGCAAAGUCGUGGUCUUAUCCAACUCCAAGAUGCAGCAAGCUUUCGUGCCAGAACAGUGAGAUUGCAGACCCAUCACCUAACGGAGUUCGAGUCUGCCCUGGGUCCUACACUGAAGUCGGCCAUUCCUGCUCAGUGACCUGUAACACCGGCUAUCAGCCGAGAGGGACACAGGUCUCCACAUGCAGGGAAGUGAAUGGAGUCGCAGGAUGGCAAAGUCGCCCACAGGCUUGUCAAGUGGACAGGUGCUCCCCACUGACUGAUCCAUCUGUUGGGACAGUGUCACCAGUACUGUGUAAGACGUCACCGGCGUACAACACCCAGUGUACUUACAGCUGCAACAAACAGUACACUCUACAUGGACCAACAUCCAAGACAUGUGAACCCGGUGGCACCUGGUCCUCAACUGAUGUGAAUACUUGCAGAGACGAGAUGGAUCCGACGUUUUCAAAUUGUCCUGGUGACAUCACAGAAGUAGCCCCAUCCCAGAAGACGGAGGCAGAAGUUUCCUGGCUAGUCCCGACAGCCACGGACAACUCCGGAUCAACCCCAACGGUAGAUGUGGACAUGACAACCUCCCUAGGGCCGGUCAACUUUCUUCAACGGACUCCACCAAUCUGGUUUCCUGAGGGCCAAUACACAGUCACAUACACGGCAACUGAUCCGGCUGGAAAUACAGCAACAUGUGACUUCUCCAUACAUGUUCAAGUGACAAGGUGUAGUCCACUGGGAGCUCCUGCAAAUGGAAAAACCAUCCCUGAUCCUUGUGGUGUGAUCCGUGGCUCAACAUGCAGAUUUUCCUGCCAGGGUGGAUACAAUCGUGUGGGCGCUGAUGAGUCCGUCUGUCGACAUGAUGGUUCGUGGACCAACCCGGCUCCAACUUGUCAAGUUGUGCACUGUCCAUCAUUGUCUGCGCCUCCCAACACUGCCAUGUCGGGAUGCUACGGGACCAGCUCAAAACCAUACGGAACUGUUUGCUACUUCGACUGCAUCGCAGGAUACAAGACCAAAACAGGGUCGCGGUCACGUCAGUGCCUGUCUGAUGGCUCCUGGUCGGGAACUGAACUUGAAUGUGAAGUGGAAACGUGUUCUGGUCUUACAAUUCCACUCAACGGUGCCAUCAGCCCCUCGACAUGCAAUUCCAAGUCAGGUUAUGGUACAGUCUGCCAACUGAGCUGUGACGUGGGGUACCAGACAAGCGGGCCGACCGAGCAAACCUGCAACCCUGGUGGACUGUGGUCGGAUCAAGGCAAACCUACAACCUGUAUAGAUACUCAGCCUCCGACACUUGGCAGCUGUCCAUCAGACCAAACUGUGUAUGCAGGCCCGGGAGAAACUUCAACAACAGCCACAUGGCCCGUGCCUACUGCAACGGAUAAUUCAGGGGUCACUCCAACAGUGACUCUCGUUGAAGGAAACGCACCAGGAUCUACCUUUGCCGAAGGAACACAUUCUAUCAAGUAUACUGCUGUUGAUUCUGCAGGACGUAACAGUGAUUGUUCAUUCACGAUCACAGUGAAUGUGGCAUACUGUUCCACGCUGAAUGCUCCUUCCGGAGGUAGAAUAACGUGUAACCAAAACGACAGGCGAUACGGCACCACAUGCCAGUUCCAGUGCAACCCCGGCUUCCAACUGAUUGGAAACCACACGAGCUCCUGCCAGAAAGACUCCAGCAACGUUGGAUUCUGGACUAUGUCAGCUCCAACCUGCGACGUUGUUACCUGCCCCAGUCUGAACGCACCUGUUAAUGGCAUCAAGUCCGGAUGCAACAACGCACAGGAAGACUACAACACUGUCUGCACAUUCUACUGUAACAAGGGAUACAGUCCAAAGACUGGCAUUCAGCGUACCUGCCAGCAGAAUGGCGCAUGGUCUGGGACAGCCCUAACCUGCACGGUUGACACGUGUCCAUCCUUGAGUCCAAUACAACACGGAGACGUACGCCCAGGAGCGUGCACGUCAAACCCAGUAUACAAUGACGUCUGCACGUAUUCUUGUGAAGCCGGGUAUACCUUGGUAGGCUUACAACUCAACAAGUGCCUAGAUGGUGGCAGAUGGCAGAAUAACGAUUCUGUGUCCUGUCGAGAUGACACACCACCGGUGUUCCAUGGAUGUCCCAAUGAUAUGUAUGUAACAGCUGAUGGAGGAGAAGGAAGUGUCAACGUCACGUGGUCCCCACCAAGUGUGACAGAUUCAACUGGUAUCGCUCCUACUGUUACAUCAACUGGCGUGAAAAGCAUAUUUGGUGAGGGAUCACAUCAUGUGACGUACAGGGCCGAGGAUGCUGCUGGGAACGUAGCAAAGUGCCAGUUUACUGUCGUCGUCACAGUACACCGCUGUAGCAGUCUUGCACCACCAGCGUUUGGACAGUUCGUUAGCACGUGCAGCAAUCUACGAGGAAGCAGCUGCAACAUGGACUGCCACAUAGGCUAUCGCCUUACCGGCUCUGCUACUAGAACCUGCGUGGUGACAAACAACGGGACAACGAAGUACUGGGAUGGAGUGGAGACCAAAUGCGAAAUUUAUAGAUGCAGCCGCCUGUCCAGGCCCUCCCAUGGCACCAUCACCCCGACAGGUUGCACCGUUCAGCCUGUAGCUGGCACACGGUGCACCUUCCACUGUCUGUCUGGUUUCGAACUGCAAAGCGGCAUUAACACUACAGAAUGCAAUGCAACAGGCCACUGGUCACCCACUAUCUCGUCUACACCUUCAUGCAGAGACAUUCAGCCACCUGUCUUCACCAGCUGCCCAAAUGACGUGCACCUGGAACCAGCUGCAGGGUCUGGUACAGUGCUUGUGAACUGGGACAAACCAACAGCCACAGAUAACACCGCAGUAUCCAUCACGGUAUCACCAAACGGUACAGAGCCACCCUCGGUCUUCUCUGUUGGGACACAUGUUGUCACCUACACUGCAACAGAUUCAGUCGGGCUGACAACAACAUGCACUUUCAGUGUCAUCAUCAGAGACAAUGAGAACCCAAACAUCACGUGUCCAAGUGAUAUUGAAGAACAAACCAGUAGUCCACCCGUUUCCGUCAGUUGGGCCGUUCCAGUAGCGACCGACAACUCAGGCGCAGCACCAACUGUAACUUCCUUAAGUAAAAACCCUGGCGACAACUUUGGGUAUGGACCGGAAUAUAUCACAUACGAAGCUACCGACGGAUCGGGAAACCGUGCAACAUGUACCUUCAGGGUAAUGGUAAAAUCAACUGACUGCCCAAGUCUCAAUGCACCAGCCUAUGGCGCCCUUGUGUGCGGUUUUUGGUUCUUUGGCACGUUUUGCGAUCCAACCUGUGAGGAAAACAGUGACUUUCCUGUGGGGUACACACCGACUACCUACAUCUGUAAUCCAGAAGGGAUAUGGGCCACAGGUUUAGGGGCAAAUUCUCCAGCGGCGAGAGUACCGAUACCAGACUGCAGUGUAUCAUCAUCACCUAAUGCAAACAAACAAGGCACCGUCAGCUUCUACUACAGUGGCAACUGCAGCGACCCUGCUGUACAACAGCAAAUCAAGGAGAACUUCAUUCAAGCGUUCCUGAUCAAUUUUAACGGGGUUUGUCGGUUUGCUAACAUAAGAGACCCUACAAGUGGAGGUUGCAGCAUCGACAAUGUGUUCGUGACGUGUGGAACACGAUCCAGACGCUCCCUCUCUCUGUCACGGUUCGUCCGACAGACAGUUGAUGAUCAAGUAGGUAUUGACUUUACACUCACUGUUGCUCCGGGAAACUCAACCGUCAACGAGACAGCUUCUGAUACAGUGGGAUCUACAUUGGCCACGAUGGAGAAUGUCUUCGGAAGCCUGAAGAAUGCAACUGAUUCAGGGGCACUGCAGCUUGAAGUGGGCGGGGAAACGUUGGGAGUUGUUCCCGAUUCGUUGGAGGAAGGCGAAGUCGUGCUGCAGUGCCCAACAGGGACGGCAUGGAACAAUGACACUCAGAAAUGCGUCGGCUGCCCAGCGGGAUUUUACUACGAUGAAGGCAACAGCACAUGUGUGGACUGCCCUCUUGGAUCAUACCAAGACCAACACAACCAGCUGUCCUGCAAGAUGUGUCCAAACGGGACAUGGACAGAAGAUAUAGGAAGCAGAAAUGACACUUACUGUAAAGACGUGUGCCCGGCAGGGUGGUACUCUUCUACAGGAGUCCAGCCCUGUACAGAGUGCUCUCUUGGAACGUACCAGCCAGACACUGGCAGCACAUCCUGUACCUCCUGCCCAUCGUCACAAACUACAAACGCUACAGCUGCCACGUCUGCUGCCUUUUGCUUCGAUCGGUGUCAAACUGGAUAUUUCUCCGCGAAUGGCCUGGCUCCAUGUACACCGUGUCCACAAGGGGAAUACCAGUCUGCUGAGCAGAGCACAUCCUGUCUUCAGUGUCCGCUUGGGUACACCACAGCGUCAGUAGCCUCGGGAAGCAGUGCUGACUGUUUCAACAUUGAUGACUGUGCGUCAUUUCCAUGCACCAACAACGGUACCUGCUCGGACAGAAUCAACGCAUACCUGUGUCAGUGUCUGGGCGGAUUUUCAGGAGACAACUGUGAGAUAGAUGUUGACGAGUGCUUGUCGAGUCCAUGUGUAAAUGGAACCUGUGCAGACGAGACAGACGGUUACACCUGCGUCUGCCACCCGGGGUUCACGGGAGAGGACUGUUCAACAAACAUCGAUGACUGUGAAGUGAACCCCUGUUCUAACGGGGCAGAAUGCGUCGAUGGAGUUAAUUCUUUCAGUUGUGACUGUCUAAGUGGCUACAACGGCGCGCAGUGCGAGGUGGAAAUCAACGAGUGUGCGUCCGGUCCGUGUGAAAACAACUCAACCUGCAAUGACUUGUUGGACAGCUAUGAUUGCGUCUGCAACCCUGGAUUUACAGGAACGCAUUGUGAACAGAACAUCGAUGAUUGUGACGUUUUCCCCUGUGCGAAUGGUGGGGUAUGCGUAGACGGUAUCAACUCCUACACAUGCCUAUGUGUAGAAGGCUACGCGGGCAACAGUUGCGAAAUCAAUGUGGAUGACUGUGCAUCUACACCAUGUGUUAACAAUGGCACAUGUGUAGAUGCUGUGGCAGGUUACACAUGUGAAUGUGUAUCGGGAUAUUCAGGUAUAAACUGCACACAAAAUGCCGACGAGUGCUCGUCAAACCCCUGUCAGAACGACGCGACUUGCGAGGACCUGUUUGAUUCGUACACAUGCACCUGCAACCAAGGCUACACAGGAGUCAACUGUGAGGCAGAGAUUGACCACUGUGCAACCUCACCUUGCUCCAAUGGUGCAACCUGCAUAGACAAAGACUUGGACUUUGAGUGCCUGUGUAACCCAGGAUACGAGGGGUUGAACUGCGAAACAGAAAUCAAUGAGUGCACUUCCAACCCGUGUGUGAACAAUGGCACUUGCUACGACCAAGUCAAUGGCUAUAUCUGCAGUUGCUUGGACGAGUUCACAGGACCAAAUUGUGAGUCCAGCUUCAGCCCAUGCGAGUCUGCUCCUUGUCACAACGGAGGAACCUGCACCGACAUGUACCCGGACUAUGGGUGUGACUGCCCGACUGGCUAUGGAGGUUCUACCUGUAGUAUCAACCUACCGGAAUGUGCGUCCGGCCCUUGUAACAAUGGAGGCACAUGUGUCGACGGAAUAGGCAACUUCUCUUGCAGCUGCCCACCAGGUUUUGAAGGUGACCAUUGCGAGGAUCAGAUCAACGAGUGUGACAGGUCUGGCUGUGAAAAUGGGGGGACUUGUAGCGACACGUACGGAAGUUUCGACUGCGACUGCCCGCUGGGGUACAACGGAACACGCUGUGAAGUUAACAUCGAUGAGUGUGUCAUGCACAGUUGUACUAACGGUUCUGCAUGUGUGGAUGGAAUCGCAUCAUACACGUGCGACUGCUUGUCAGGCUAUACUGGGCCAACGUGUUCUGAGGAUGUAGAUGAGUGUUCGUCUGACCCAUGUCUGAACGCCGUGAUCUGCAACAACCUCGUCGAUGACUACAUGUGCGAGUGCCAAGAUGGCUACAUCGGGAAGAACUGCGAGAUCAACAUUGACGACUGUGAGAACGUCACCUGCCUGAAUGGUGGAGGAUGUGUGGAUGGAGUAGGCGGGUUCAUCUGCAACUGUCCUGAUGGCUUCAGUGGUAGUCAUUGUGAGAUCGACGUGGAUGAGUGUGCUUCAGGUCCUUGCCAGUCUUCUGGAACCUGUGUGGACGGAGUUAACAGCUACAGUUGUCAGUGCCAGACUGGAUACACUGGAACCAGUUGUGAGCUGGACAUUGAUGAAUGUAUUACUUCACCGUGUAAGAAUGCAGCUCCAUGUAGCAACUCACAUGGAGAUUACAGCUGUGCUUGCCUCUCUGGAUACGAGGAAAAGAACUGUGACGUGAGUAUUGACGACUGCCAGGGACAUGCCUGCCAGAACAACGGUACCUGUGUCGACCUACUCAUGGACUACACGUGCCAAUGUGCGGCAGGGUUUACAGGUGCCCUUUGUGACGUCAACGUUGAUGACUGCGACUUUAACUCCUGUCAAAAUGGAGGAACAUGUGUGGACGGCAUCAACAGCGUCACUUGUCAAUGUUCCCGCGGAUACCAUGGUGAUUUCUGUGAGACAGAGACCGAUGAUUGCGCUGCUCUUCCCUGCCAAAACGGCGGCAGCUGUACAGACAUCGGCAGUGACUAUCAGUGUGACUGUCUGGAGGGCUUCAAUGGGAAGGACUGUGAAACAAACAUUGACGAUUGCAUUGGACACAUGUGUCAGAACGAAGCUGUUUGUGAAGAUGGAAUUGGAAACUACACCUGUGCGUGCAAACCGUCGUUUACAGGCAGAUAUUGCGAUACAGAACUGUCUUCAGAUUUCGACCUGGUCUUUGAUGGUAGUGUGGAUGGGUACAGUUCAGCCAGCCGCAACAUCCCUGACAUGACUGCUUUCACGGUGUCCUUUUGGAUGCAGACCACUGACCGUAAUAACUACGGCACACCUUUCUCAUAUGCCCUGAGUGAAGAAGUCGGGAGUGACAACACGUUGACGAUAUCUGACUACACCGCCUUCACGGUCUAUGUACAUGGAGAGGCAGCCUACAGCACCCAUGGCAUCCAAGACGACAACUGGCAUCACAUUGCCGUAACUUGGACGAACACUUCAGGACAGUGGAAGCUUUUUGACGAUGGAGUCCGUGUGGAUGGGGGAGAUGGACUUGGCGUUGGUCAUACCAUAUUAGGUGGCGGUCUUGCCGUCCUUGGUCAAGAGCAGGACUACCUUGGCGGCGGUUUUACCACGGAUGAGGCCUUCAUCGGUUCCCUACAUGGGAUCAACUGGUGGAGCAGAGCGCUGUCUGACGGUGAAAUCUCGGACCUGGCUACGAGCUGUAACCACUCCCUGCGUGGCGAUGUCCUAACAUGGGCAGAUUUUCAACUGAACGUGGAAGGAAACACCAACAUGACGACGCAUUCAGUGUGCGACGAUACGAAAGAAUGCCUGUCUUCGCCAUGUGAGAACAACGCUACAUGCACGGACUAUCUCGGUGGAUACAGAUGCGCCUGUCUUCCCGGGUUCACCGGCGUCCAUUGUGGAGACAACAUAGACGACUGCCUCGGGACGACAUGUGAGAACGGCGGAACGUGUGUUGAUCUGGUGAAUGACUUCCAUUGCUCCUGUCCAUCUGCUUAUCAUGGCAAGAACUGUGAGCUGGACGUGACCACCUGCAGCCCGAACCCAUGUCAACACGGAGGAAACUGUACUGACUCGGGAGGCGGCACGUAUUCGUGUUCGUGCAGCCCUGGGUACACUGGACCUGACUGUGAAGAGGACGUUGAUGAGUGCUCUUCAGGUCCUUGUACCAACGGCGGCACCUGUGUCGACAUGGUCAACGACUACUACUGUGACUGUCCUGACGGCUUCUUCGGACAGAACUGCGAUGGAGAAGUGGACUACUGCGACCCGAACCUCUGUCAACAUGGCGGGACCUGCCAACCAAUCACCAACGAUUACAACUGCACCUGCCCUGCAGGCUACAUGGGGUACAACUGCGAGAUCGACAUUGACGAGUGUGAAGGAGUAACGUGCUUGAACAAUGGCACGUGCGUUGACGGAAUAGCAGCUUACACCUGCAACUGUCUGGCGGGUUUCACUGAUUCGCUCUGCGGCACGAACAUCGAUGAUUGCCGAGGCAGCCCGUGUGAAAAUGGUGGUACCUGCGUCGAUGGUGUUGCUUCCUACACGUGCGAUUGCCCCGCCAUGUUCACAGGUGACAGAUGUGAGUUGGUGAUUCUCCCAAACCUCCCUCAAACAACAGAGCCGUACGUCUCCAUGAGGCAGACACCAACGCCAGCAGCCGAGUCGACAACAAACACCGGCGGCAUGCCGGCACAGGAGUCUCUCACAGCCCCAAUCAUUGCAGGGUCCGCUGUGGGUGCCAUAGUUGUCCUGGCUGUGGCCGCCUUGAGCUGGUACUUCUGCAAAUCCUCUCGUCAACCGGCACAUGUUAAAGGUCUGAAGUACGUGCGGCCUAGAAGUCCUAAAGUUGGCGUUGUGGAUGACUCGAUUAUUCUCUCCGAACUCCCUGCGAUGAACCGUGCCGUUGGCCCUGUGCAUGUUCUGGAGAACCCAUACGUCAUCGAAGAUACGUAAUAACCACUUUUUAAGAGUGGUUAUUACAGCCUUAACACUAGCUUUCUUGAUACGGAUUUUUUUAACGGAGUGGUUCAAUGCAAGCACUAUACAACCACUUCUCGGCGUUGAACUAGAAAGAUGAGAGAAACAAGGCUAUGUCAAGAGAUGGCGGUGAACGUUUAAUUUGAAAGCUUGUAGACUGUAGAUUUGUUACAUAUCAGUUUAAGUACUGGUAGGAAAAGUCUAGUUGGUGAGAAUUGGGACGAUUAAGGGAUCAUUCCUCUGUACAUUGUACCAACAAUAACCGAAGCGGAAUCAAUAUAGGUUGUGUAAUUUUAGCUUGAAAGG
Molecule: messenger RNA, 10353 nt
Organism: Branchiostoma belcheri (Belcher's lancelet)
Lineage: Eukaryota; Metazoa; Chordata; Leptocardii; Amphioxiformes; Branchiostomatidae
Product: sushi, von Willebrand factor type A, EGF and pentraxin domain-containing protein 1-like
Exons: 50
Coding region: 91-10023 (3310 amino acids)
Biological process (GO): Notch signaling pathway
Molecular function (GO): Notch binding; calcium ion binding
Source: RefSeq, a predicted model, not a curated record